Molecule: messenger RNA, 1125 nt
Organism: Fusarium proliferatum ET1
Lineage: Eukaryota; Fungi; Ascomycota; Sordariomycetes; Hypocreales; Nectriaceae
Exons: 2
Coding region: 1-1125 (374 amino acids)
Source: RefSeq, a predicted model, not a curated record
AUGAGCUUUCAAGCGCCUCCAAGCCCGAGCCCCCACGACCCAUCACUAUCCUCACCUUCUUCUCCCGCGCCUGCGCCAUCUCCAACAUCCACGGCGCGUCAUUACCAGCAGCAGCAACAACAACAACAACAGUACCAACAGCAGCAGUACUCCCCGCAGCCGCAACAUCAGUGGCAGCAGCAGCAGAUCGCUAUGAUGAAUGGUAUGAAUGGGACGAACAUGGCUGCCGGGAUGCCUGUUCCUACACCUGCAGGCCACCAAGCUGAACUUAACUACAUCUAUGGUAUGGUUGAGGAGCUCAGCCGCCAACUUGCAGAGAACCGAAGGGUUACAGAGGAUAUUGUCAAUGGGUUGGGAAGAGUGAGGAACAGGGCGAGGGCACAGGGGGUUAGCAAUUCACAAGUUAUUGAAAAUGCUGCCGAUGAUAUAAAUGGCCAAGAACAAAACAUCGACGCUCUGGUAUCGCUCCUCACAGAAUCUCUAGAAAAAGCAAAGUUCAGCCGUGACUCCAAUGCCAAACUCCUCUCGCAAUACGCCAACGCCAUGGCAAACCUCCUUCGACAAUUCCACGAGUACAAGACCAAGCACGUCAGUGAUGUAGCCGCCUGGCACCGCUCCUACCGCAAGCAACUCGCCGACGCACGCGACGAGAACGCCCGUCUUCGCGAACAAAUCUGGCAGAUGCAAGCGCACGCAGGUCGCGCGAACGAGAGCCUUCGCGAGUACCGGCGCAAGUACGACGAAGACGAAGGGCGCUGGAACAAACUCGUUGAUGAGAAAGCGCAUCGUCAGGAGUUGCGAUUCUGGAAGCGCAUGGCUAUGCCUGAACUCGACGAUGAUGAUCCUUACUGGAGUGACGAUGAUGAUAUUAUCGACCCGGCUGAAAAGCAAAGGUUGCAUGAACUGGACCUCAAGGCGGCACAGGAGCAGUUGGACAGUCAGGCAGAGGAUAGUGAUGGACAAGGUCCGCCGCCUCAGCUGCCUCUACCGGGUAUGGGUAUCGGGAUGGGGAUGAUGGGAGGUAUUCCGAUGCAAAGGGAAGAUUCUGGGGCUUCGCAUGGUGUACCUGCGUUGCCACCUCGGCCGUCGAGCGCGGCGUCAAGUACAGGGUCGACGGGACAGUAG